This is a messenger RNA of Pseudovirgaria hyperparasitica, 806 nucleotides long. RefSeq lists its product as uncharacterized. Lineage: Eukaryota; Fungi; Ascomycota; Dothideomycetes; Acrospermales; Acrospermaceae. The record is from RefSeq and is a predicted model, not a curated record. The coding region runs from base 90 to 806 and encodes 238 amino acids. The transcript is spliced from 3 exons.
UAGACAUCGACUUGCACUAGAUCGAAAUAUAGGAACCAUUGGGUGCUCACACCCACAAUACAAUAUUAGAUAGCACGGCAUCUGUGAAAAUGGACAGCUCUGAGAUUGAGAAGACCUCCCGAGCAGCCUCACCUGCUCCCACAAUCCCAGCUCAGACACAACGCGAAGAUGAAGACGUGAUAUCGACGCGUCCAAAGCGCAAGCUUGACGACAUGGCAGGCUCACACGAUGCCAAUAGUCAACAGAACACACUUACCUUGGCUGUAAACGUCACCAAGAAACCAUUGGCCCAAGCAAGCACACCAUCAGCCACGCCCACGCCAGGUCAGAAACCAAUACUUGAGAAUCCCUUGACACCAGUCAAGACUCCAUCGCACAAGCCUGCACGCUCAGUCGAGCAAGAUGCUGCCGAAGACCAGGAACCGGAGGAACUUGAAGAUGACUCAGAUCAGUCUGACCCGGGCGAACCGAUUGAACGUCUCGACUGGGCGGAUCUGGAAGAUCGCUUCAUGACCGAGAUGAGUGCCCAGCAGCAGAAAGAAGCAGAUUCCCUUCGAGAGUGGAACGACCUGAUGGAGGUAACAUCAGAUGCAUACUCGAACAUCGUCUCCGGGCUCACAAACGUACAGUUCUUCUCGAUAUGGUCUGCGGUACCGGGGACCCAUGAGCUGGAUCGCUGUAAGAAGCGACUUCGCACACGCAUGUCACAUGUUCAGAAUUCAGAACGGCUACUUGAAGAUAAGCGGGAACGCUAUCUGACCGUUGUGAAUGCAUUCCAGAAAGCGCUUGCACUCUUCAAUGAAUAA